Hydra vulgaris (swiftwater hydra) is the source of this 1464-nucleotide messenger RNA. RefSeq lists its product as uncharacterized. The record is from RefSeq and is a predicted model, not a curated record. NCBI's taxonomy places the organism in Eukaryota, Metazoa, Cnidaria, Hydrozoa, Anthoathecata, Hydridae.
AUGAGUGAAGAUUUGAAGCGGAAAAGUAAAGGCGGGGCAGAAAAGCAACGUGAAAAGAAACAAAAGCUUCUUCUUCAAGGGGGAGAAAAGUGUAAAAAGAUAACCGAACUUUUUAGACUAAGUACCCCCACCCAGUUUGCUGGUGAUACUCUGGUUGAUGAUUUAGGUUCUCAAAUUUCUGACGGCGAUCAAGCCGGUCCUGCCAUCUCAGCCUCCGUGAGCUGCACUGUGCUAACUCCAUCCCAGAAAUCUGUAUCCUCUGACUCCUGGCCUCAGAAUCAGUGUUCGAAAAUUUUCAUGCGUCCACAAUCGCAGUGCCUUGAAUCAUUUUUCAAGAGUCAUCCGGUUCAACCAAAAGAGGAUGGGGAAAAUUUACCAUUUUCAAAUGUUCGUCGAGUGUUUUAUAGAAGCCAAGACGAUAUCAAUAGGGUUUGGCUUUCUUACUGUCACAGUUCGAAGGCCAUGUUUUGCACACUGUGUCUGGCCCACAGCAAAGCUAGUGAAUCCAAUGCAUUUACUGGUGGCAUGAAUGAUUGGAAGCAUGUUCACCAACGAAUCGAAGAACACGAAUCGAGUAAACACCAUUGCAGGAGUGUAGAGGCACACAUUAUGUCGAGCAAUGACAAGGAUGUAUAUAGCUUGCUUUUUUCAAAUCAAAAAAAUGUGAGAGCUGCUCAAGUUAAAGAAAAACGGCAAGUUCUAGAACGUGUGAUAGAAAUUGUUAAACUUAUUGGAAAGCGAGGACUUAGUUACAGAUCUAUCAAUGACGCAGCCUACUGUCUGGACAAUGUCAAUAUUGACCACGGAAACCUUUUAGAAAUUUUAAUCCUUCUGUCUAAAUUUGACCCGCUUAUGAAAAAUCAUCUUGACAUCGUGACGGAGAAAAGUAAGCAACAACAUGUCACGUGCGCAGCAUCAGGAACGAAGGGACGAGGAGGGUUAGUAACAUUUAUUUCAAGCACUACUGUCAAUUAUGUAAUUGAAUCUGUUCGCCGUAUGAUUAAGGCAUCGAUUGCAGAUGAGAUUCAAUCGGCAGGAAUGUUCUCCGUGCAACUGGAUACAACGCAAGAUGUUAGCGUAAAGGAUCAAUGCUCGAUUGUAAUUCGAUAUGUUAAAGACCAUAUUUACGAGCGACUGGUAUCCGUCAGCAAUUGUACUAAUUCGACAGGCAAGGGUAUGUUCGAGCUGUUCCGGGAUGAAAUUGUCAAAAUGGGCAUAAACAUUGAAAACUGUGUGGGAAACUCUACAGACGGGGCGGCAAACAUGCAGGGCCAAUAUUCCGGUUUCACAAAAUGGCUCAGUGAGGCAUCCCCAAACCAAGUGCAUGUGUGGUGUUACGCUCAUGUAUUGAAUCUUGUUCUUGUUGAUACCACACAAACCACCAAAGCUGCUAUCAGUAUAUUUCAGCUUAUAAACAAAUGUGCUGUUUUCUUGCGCGAAUCAUAUGUACGAAUAGACAUAUGA